This is a messenger RNA of Lachnellula hyalina, 864 nucleotides long. RefSeq names its product Upstream activation factor subunit (gene spp27). Gene Ontology annotation, cellular component: nucleus; RNA polymerase I upstream activating factor complex. Gene Ontology annotation, biological process: transcription initiation at RNA polymerase I promoter; nucleolar large rRNA transcription by RNA polymerase I. The transcript is spliced from 5 exons. NCBI's taxonomy places the organism in Eukaryota, Fungi, Ascomycota, Leotiomycetes, Helotiales, Lachnaceae. Bases 1 to 864 code for a protein of 287 amino acids. Gene Ontology annotation, molecular function: RNA polymerase I cis-regulatory region sequence-specific DNA binding. The record is from RefSeq and is a predicted model, not a curated record.
AUGACUACCCCACUCUCACCUGCGGAGCGCGCGCAGUAUACGGCGACUGUCGAUAGUAUACUUGCAUCUGCGGAUCUGCAGACGAUUUCUUCGAAGCAGAUACGGAAGGGGUUGGUUGCGAAGUUUGGGGUUGAGUUGGGGGAUAAGAAGGCAGCGAUUCAUGAGUUGAUUAUGCAGAGAUUUGACCUUGCGCAUAAGGCUAUUGAUGUCCCUGUCCUUUCGACGGAAGUGGAGGAGAAUAAAGAUGGUGGAGAUGGUGGUGGGGAGAAGGCGAAUGGAUAUCAUACACCAUCGCGUAGCACUUCCGACAUCUCGACACCGUUCAUAAAAGAAGCAUCUGAUUCCGACGAGCCGCCUACCAAGAAGCGGAAAGCGACUUCUGGAGCUGGACGCAGUGGAAGUGGGACUAAGAAGGAGGUUGACGAUGCGAAGUUGGCGGCUAGGUUGCAGGCACAGGAAGAUAGAGGAGCGAGGCCUACGAGGAGGGGUGUAGCGACGCCGAAGAGGAAGAGGGUGGUGAAGAAGAAGCAGAAGAGUGACAAGAAGGUUAAGGAUGAGGAUGAUAGUGACGUGGUGGGCAGUGAUGGUGUGGUUAGAGAGAAGGUCAAGAAGGGUGGUUUCCAUAAACAAUACCACCUUUCUGCGCCACUGGCAGACUUGGUUGGGGAGGUUACUCUUUCACGCCCACAAGUCGUCAAGAAGUUAUGGGAGUAUAUCAAAGGACACGACCUGCAAGACCCAUCUGAUAAACGCCAAAUCCUUUGCGAUGAUAGGCUACAGCUGGUGUUUAAGCAGGAAAAGGUGCAUAUGUUUACUAUGAACAAGCUUCUGGGAAAGCAGCUUUAUGAUGUUGAGGAGGAAUGA